AUGCAAGACGACCUGGCCUACAGGGUACCCCGCCACUACAAAUGGGACCGUAUGAACCAAAACAGGGCUGCCAGGUUCAAGCUCAAUGAGUUCGGCACUGACAGGUACAACUACUACUCGUUCCUGGACUCCCUAAUGGGGGAGAUCCCGGGCAAGGACAACUACGGCGCCAACCUCACCGACGACGCGUUUGGCCUGCUCAACUAUGACGUAGGUGUCACAUCCAAGAUGUCCGUUCUGAACACCGCCAUGUACCACAGAUGGUUCAAGCUGGGACAGAAGGGCGCUAUGGGACUCACUGUAAACCACAGAGGGUACAACGACGAGAACAUGUGGGUGGCUAUGACCAAUCAGCCUAACGUGAUGCCCAUGACCAUCAAGCACUGUGUCUCUGGUCACUGCUCAUGGGCCACCAGGAGAGUGAGCUAUGCACUGCCUUUGGAGAUCAUCUACACCACCCCACUGUUCAACUGGAACCCAUACAAGCUGGCCUUCCACAGCGUAAUCGAGUUCUACCACAACGCUAACGGUAACGGCCAGCACGACCCCGCCGACACCGCCAAGAACUACGUCUCUGUCCUGGACACAAAGGGCGUCAUGAAGUCGGUGGCUCCCACAGGCUUCCGCGUCAUCACCCCAGACAUCCAGGACGUGGGCAAAAUCCGUCUCCGAUACCCCAUCUUCCCCGUGCACGCCGAGGGAUCCACAGUUGGACAAGAGCUCAUGGCCCUGAAGGAGAUGGUGAUGAAGAUGGGCAGGUACCAGUACCUGUACGAGGAGACACCCAUGGGCCAGGCUCUCCCGCCCGAUGAGGACAAAACCUUCCACGUCAGGGACAGCGCCAAGAACCCUCCAGGCCUGCACGGCCACGACUUCACCCUGACGUCUGACGAGUACAAGUCCCUAAUGGCGGGCAACGACACGACAGUGACAACCUCCUUCAACCUGGGCCACCAGCACCAGAUGGUCAUCUACUACAACACCCGCAACCACAACUACUACUUCAAGUCCUGCGACGGACAACCUCGCUGCUGGGACGGCCACGGCUCGCUUCUACAGCUCUACCGACUCUAGAUCACGUGACCCUGGCAUUAUGGACAACUGGACGUUAGCUCUUUAACUGAUGACGUAGCGGACGGACACAAAAAGAUGAUUAUAUUAUUGUAAUUAUUAUGUCCGAUCAGCAGUAGUAGACCAAAGGCAAUAUAGCGUCGCUUUUCGAUGUCUCAUCAGUAACAGAACCAAGGCAAUGUUAUGACAUAUUUCGAACCAUCAUAGAAAAAUCAGAAACACAAACUAUCUACAGACGUCAUAGUAUACACCAUGGUGUCUGCCUUUUAAAGUUUCUGUUGAAGUAAACUUACCUUACCUACUUUGGCUUUUUCUGACCUCUUAGACCACAGAGUGCCAAAGUAUAAAAGUAUUGAAGUAAACAACACUGAAAAAUUUGUGUGGAUAAUGAAGCCAUACUUUUCUUUUUUAUUAAGUUCUCCGAAUCAGAGCGUCUUUAAGAGUUUUAGAAAGACCAGAACAAUUUGUGUCCUCGGUGAGCUAACGUCUCUUUAUGUAGUGUACGCAUGAUUCAGUUUGUCUUACGUUUUUUAUCAAAUCAAACAUGAAAAGGUAGUCCGAUGAAAUCUUGUUCACAUCUUUAUCCUGAAAAAAAGAGUAGAGGAUUUCGACUCCAAAUCACCUCAUGGUAGGACAGAGUGAUAUUCCGAUUUCGAUAAUAUUGCUUUUGUGUGUGCACCUCAUAAUUGAAGACAUAAGUAGGAGCGGGGUGGGCUAAACAAAUGAAUACAUCUUGUCAAUCCCUUUCUUCUUUCCUUGCCGAAAGUUUCAAGUAGGUUACCACUUUUGUUCGUCUCAUUUGUUAUACUUAAAAGCUGUUGAUUCUAUUUUUUCUAACGAGUUGUUACUUUUUUACAUUUUUUACUUUCCUGAAUAAACGGAUCUCAUAAUCAAAA
Molecule: messenger RNA, 1967 nt
Organism: Aplysia californica (California sea hare)
Lineage: Eukaryota; Metazoa; Mollusca; Gastropoda; Aplysiida; Aplysiidae
Exons: 7
Coding region: 1-1074 (357 amino acids)
Source: RefSeq, a predicted model, not a curated record